This is a messenger RNA of Cyprinus carpio (common carp), 5197 nucleotides long. Its product is annotated as HEAT repeat-containing protein 6-like. The record is from RefSeq and is a predicted model, not a curated record. Lineage: Eukaryota; Metazoa; Chordata; Actinopteri; Cypriniformes; Cyprinidae.
GUUGAUGAUUGCGAAUUCCAUUACAAUAUUUGACCAAAAACGACUAGCGUAAGAUACUUUUAAUUUAAAAACGUCCAUUUCCGGUUGACCUCGGACGCGGUUCCUGGUUACCAUAGUAAAGCCGCUAUUUUGACCCUGUGAAGAUGGCCGGUACGGUAACAUUUUUUGAUUCGAGCUUAAGUUUUUCUUCCACUCGCAGCACACAAGGAUUUGAGUCCGCCUCAGCCGAUAUACCGAGGUUCGUCCCUCUAUCAAAGGCCCAGCACGAGCUCGACGGUUCCGCGCAGGCGCAGGAUCAGAUCAGUCGCUGCUUUAAUAAACUCAGAGCACUGAGAGCCUCUGACAGCGCGACUCUAAAAACCGAGCUCAAUUUACUGUUCGACCAGCUCAUCUCAGAAAACUACAGCCUCAACCAUGACGGCAUUCGAGCAGAGGUUGUGUGUGAGAUGCUUAUACAUGCAAGCCGUCUGGUUCCUCUCAGCCAAGAGCAUCUUAUUAUCAAACUGUGCCAACUGAUUCAUCAACUUCUAAACCAGCUACAGGUAAUAGUGGAUGAGCAUACACUUGAUGUUCUGGUAUCAUACUGCUCACGUGCUCUGCGCACAUGCAGCUCAUGGACUCACCCGGAAGUGUUGCUUGCCCUCUCGUCACUACUGUAUGGCAAUGGGUCGCGAUGUCACAGGCAUCUUCCAGAGCUCCUUGGUCCGGGUGGUAUUCUGGUAAGCCAUGGUGACCCCAGCCAGCCUGAGAUAGAGUUACGUCGUUCUGCUGUGCAUUGCAUAGCUAAUCUAUGUCUCAGUGUUCCUGGUCAGCCAUAUUUAGAGGAGCCAUAUAAAGGUGUAUGCUAUGGAAUCCUCCUGCGGACACUGCAGUCCCCCAAACCACCUGAUGUGGAGGACAUUGUCUUCUGUACAUUACUGCAGAGUGCUCUGAAGGGAAUGCAGUAUUUUCUCAAUGGUGGAAAAUGGAAAGCCGUUCCAAACCAGGAUUUGGGCACCUUAUUGGCCAUCCUCAAAAGAUUCAUGUUCUAUGGCUUGCCGGGAAUAAGUGUGGAAAUGCCACAGGUGUUGUACCCAGCUCCUCUCCCUCAGUAUGAGACUGUUCCUGCUGCAAAACCUGAACCUUCACAAGAUUCAACUGCACAGAAAAAAACAGCUGGGUCCCAACAGAACAAGAAGCGCAGGUCUCGGGGGAAAGGGAAGAAAGCUGGAGCUGAGGGAAAGAAGGAUGGAGAGGAGGGAGAGGGUGACCACAUCUCUGGGCCUCUUAAAACUGGAGCAGGUGGAGUGGAUCAGAGCGGUUGGUCACAUGCCUCACAGUCCACUAGUGUGACGUCCCCAUCAGGAGCGACUCCACAGCUCUACCCUUCCCGGAAGAAAGGGAGCUCUGACUCUGAAUUCUCUGACCCCGAGGGAGGAAUGCAGUCUAAACUCAGGCUGUAUCAAGCACGUGUGCGGCAGAGUGUGCUUCAGUGCUUCCUGGCUGUGGUCAAGUGUGUAGAGAAACGAAUCCUCUAUGGCUACUGGUCUUCCUUUGUUCCAGAUGCUCCUGGGAUUGGAGGCCCUCCUCCUCUUACCCUCCUGACCAUUGCCCUAAAGGACCCCUCCCCAAAGGUGCGGGCAGGCUCUCUGCAGGUUCUGUCUGCUCUUCUAGAAGGUUCUCGCCAGUUCCUCUCCAACGCUGAAGACACCAGUGCACCCCGCCAGGCCUUCACUCCCUUUUCGGCCACAUUAGCUGCCAGUGUAAGAGAGCUGCACCGCUGCUUGCUGCUAGCACUCGUAGCAGAGUCCUCCUGUCAGACACUCACUCAGGUCCUAAAGUGCCUUGCCCACCUGGUGUCCAACGUGCCCUAUAAUCGUCUCAGACCGGGUCUGUUGAGCCCACUGUGGAAACAGAUCCGUCCAUAUGUGCGCCACAGAGAUGUGAACGUCCGUGUGUCCAGUCUCACCCUCUUCGGUGCAUUAGUUUCAACACAAGCCCCCCUCCCAGAGAUCCAGCUCCUCCUCCAGCAGCCCGGAUCCACAUCCGCCCUCAGCACCCCCGGCAUCAGCACCCCGCAGGAGCUCUCUCAUAACUGGAGACUUCCCGCUCGGAGAGACGGAGAGGCCUCGUCUCCUGGAGGAGGAGUUGAAGGGGGUCCGGAGGGGCCUUGCUGGCUUUUGCAGCUGUGCGUAAGCCUGGUCACUCAGCCUCGUGAGGAGCCGUACUCUGAUAGUGACGCCGGCGGUUCUAGUGGAGCAUCGCUGGAACCUUCACCCGUACGACUUGAAGCCCUGCAGGUUUUGGCUCAUCUGGUGAAGGGUUACUUCUCAAUGGUUCAGACAUACCUGUUGGAAUUGGGGCAACUCAGUGCUCGCUGUCUCGCAGAGCAAGAUCCUUCUGUGCAACUUCAUGGCGCUAAACUUCUGGAAGAACUGGGAACAGGCGUUAUCCAGCAGUACAGAGCUGAUGCCAACACCACUCCACAAAGUGCCAAAUGCGUGCCAGUGUGUCAGGUGGUUGAGUUCUGGUCCGAGGUCUUGGGUGGUCCACUGAUCAGUGCCUUGCAGAACGAGCAGCAUCCCACCCUACAGACCAGCGCAUGUGACACCCUCUCCUCCAUCUUGCCACAAGCUUUCAGCCAGCUGCCCGAUAAGACGCAAGUGCUGUGUAUCACAAUACUGCUGGGACUGACGUACAGUGAAAACACACUGGUAAAGCCGGCAGCAGUGAGAGCUCUAGGUGUAUACAUCCUCUUUCCCUGCCUGAGAGAGGAUGUGAUGUUUGUGGCAGACACGGCUAAUGCCAUCCUCACUGCUCUGGAUGACCGCUCACCCAAUGUUCGUGCAAAGGCAGCCUGGUCACUUGGCAACCUCACCGACACACUCAUUGUCAACAUGCAGGCAGUGGGGCUGGAGUUUCAGGAGGAGUUCUCUGAUAUGCUGCUGCUGAACAUGCUGAGAUCUGCCACUAAAGCUUCAGGAGAUAAAGACAGGGUAAAGAGCAAUGCUGUCCGUGCACUUGGGAAUCUGCUUCACUUCCUGCAGCCGGUGCACCUGGGUAAGCCUGUGUUUGAGCAGCCUCUGCAGGAGGCCAUGAGGGCACUGAUAGAUACGGUUAGAGGAGAUGCAACCAUGAAAGUGCGCUGGAAUGCCUGCUAUGCACUGGGCAAUGCCUUCAGAAAUCACAACCUGCCUCUGGGUUCUGCUGUCUGGUCUAAAGAAGCUUACUCUGCCCUGUCCUACGUCGUCACUUCCUGCAAGAACUUCAAAGUACGCAUCAAAUCCGCUGCUGCACUUUCUGUUCCAUUAACCCGUGAUCGGUACGGUGACGUUCACCAGUUUGCAGAAGUGUGGCAAGCUUUGGCUCAGGCCCUUGAACACAGUGAAGAAACGGAGGACUUCCUUGAAUAUCGUUACUGUGCUAGCUUGCGCUCACAGCUCUGCCGUGCUCUCCUGCACCUUCUGUCCGUAUGCCAGCCUGAUGACCUUCCAGCGCUGAGGUCAUCACUGAGUGACCAAUCCAGGCCAGUACUACAGGGCUUCCUGGUUCACUACCUUAGUGAUAAGGGUGUGACUUUGGCUGCUGGGGUUGAUGGUGCUGCAGGGGAGGAGGCUGGGGAUCAUGUGGUGCCUGAAGAUGGUUUGAUGGUGCUCAACGAGACCCUGACCAGGCUGAAGGGCCAGCUGGAAGAGGCCGUGUUGAACAGCAGUGAGGAUCUGAAGACUGUGGUGAAUUUCCUCGAGGAUGUAGUGAGGAACUCUGAGGAGAUGAAAGAAUCGGACAGCAAAGGUUCCUCCCUUACACUCAGCAAAUCACCACAGCGAAAGUGACAAUACAGAUGUGUUCAGCUGUGAUGAAGCCAUAUGCCAUGACUGUCUGAGGUUGAACCCGUCUUUUAGAUUUUAUUAUUUAUAUUUUCAAAAUAUCAAAGAAAUUUCUGUAAAGUCAAAGGAACAACAAAGGAACAAAGUUGUUUGCAUAUUGGAUGGCCUAAGAGUGAGUUUAAGCAAUUGUAUCAUGGUUUUGGCAAUUUAUUUAUUUAUUUAUUUAUUUUUUUACAUUUUUCCUCACUUACCUCGUUGUAGCAAAUUUUCAAUAUUUUUUUAAGUGAUACAGUUUUCUUAAAUUUUAUUAGAACUAUAUUGACAUCUCAUGCUCUGAAAUGUAUUAAUAAGAUAACAGGUUUGCUGGGGUUUCUCAGUGUGUUAGGAUUAAGGCUAUGAUUGGGUUUCUGCUUUUGCGAGCAGCAGGAAUCUCUUGGUUAAACCCUCUGUGAAUAUGUGAAUCAUGAUUACUCACCAUUUUCUUCCAAAGCAACUUACUGUAAGUAUUUACUGUCCCCUGAGGCAACUUAUUUAUAUGAUACCUAUAUAAUUGAGGAGAACUGGUCUUACUGUAACUUCCAUUUCUAGGUCAUUCGUUCUUAGGAUUGAAUCAUUAAUUUGUAUUAGCAGCCAUUAGGUUAAUCAUAAGGUUACCACUACAACUCUUUAUAGACAAAGAAUAUCUGGACACAUUCUGGCUGUCAAAUAUUAGUGGAAAAUGUUAUGAACGAGACCAAAAAAAAAAAAAAAAUUCACUGAGAUAUAUAUAUAUAUAUAUAUAUGUUAUAAUAAUAUCAAGUAUGUUAAACAUUAAAUUACAUUAGGGUUUCAAAAAAAGGUUCAUGACUUAAAAUUUUUAAUUGAAGUAAAUCAUAAAAAUUUAAUUUAAAUAAUUUUAAAUGAAAACAAUCUGAAUAAACAUUUGAACUAUUAAAAAGAUAAAUUAUUGCUUUCCUUUACCUGGACGUCGGUGUGACCAUAAACUGACAUCAGAGAGCUGUGAACAUCUGAAUGUGUAGAAAUGAUUGAAAUGUUAGCCUAAAAUCUCAGGAGGACUUCACGUAAAUAUUUUUAAGUGGUUCAGGUGACAAAAAAGUUUGGGAAUUCCUAUAUUAGGUGAAUGAACAUUACUAAAAAUGGAAACAUGGAAAUGACAUUACACAGUCUUCCAGGUUUGGAUUUUUUCUCGACAUCCAGAAUCAAUAAUUACUGUAGGUCACUGGAUAUGAUGAAGACAAUAUUUCACAGCUAUACAUUACCAGUGUUUAGUAACUGACAUAAUAGUUUCAUUUUCUCAUACAUAUUCUAAUUGAGUGCUGCCUUUAUACUGUACAAAAUGUUGCAAUAUAUCUCAUAAAUAGUAAAAUGCUUUCUUUAAAUCCAGUGGUCAA